This is a messenger RNA of Pararge aegeria (speckled wood butterfly), 1770 nucleotides long. RefSeq names its product glucose dehydrogenase [FAD, quinone]-like. Gene Ontology annotation, molecular function: ecdysone oxidase activity; flavin adenine dinucleotide binding. The transcript is spliced from 3 exons. Bases 1 to 1770 code for a protein of 589 amino acids. Lineage: Eukaryota; Metazoa; Arthropoda; Insecta; Lepidoptera; Nymphalidae. The record is from RefSeq and is a predicted model, not a curated record.
AUGGACGUAGCUGGCUCAAUAGCACUAGUGAAGGUAGUGCAAGCAGUUUUGUUGGUCGUUGCGGCGCUCGGCCUUACUGCGUACAAGUGGCCGGACAACGCAGUUGUGACAGAUGAUGCGGUAUACGACUAUAUCGUGGUAGGCGCUGGUAGCGCAGGCAGCAUCGUCGCUAACCGCCUCACCGAGAAUCCAAAUGUACACGUGUUACUAGUAGAAGCAGGUGGAGAUCCACCAAUAGAAACUGCAAUUCCAGCUAUGUUCGCGUUUUUACCCAAAUCCACCAUAGAUUGGAACUUCGUUUCAGAGAACGAUGGUUAUUCAGCACAGUACCAUAGAAAUGGCUAUCUUAAUUUACCAUCGGGCAAAGUGCUUGGAGGGAGCAGUUCCAUUCACCAUUAUUAUUAUAUUAGAGGACAUGCCAAUGACUAUGAAUCAUGGGCCAACGCAACAGGUGAAGAUUCCUGGUCUUGGAACAAUCUUCUACCUUAUUUUAAAAAGAGCGAAAACCUAGUAGAUGAAGAAAUACUCAAUUCUAGCACUGGUCAGUAUCACGGUACAAAUGGGUAUACAGUUAUAACGAGGGAGCUCCGAGAAAUGCCGCUUAAAUAUCUUGAAGCUUUCCGGGAGGUCGGUAGUAAAGUUGUUGACGAUAUCAAUACUGGCAACACCUUAGGAUAUACGAGGCCCAUGGUAUUUAUUGGAAAUGGAAUUCGGCAGAGUAGUGCGGAAUCGUUUCUCUCGCCAAUAAAGAAUCGAUCUAACUUGCAUUUAUUAAAAGAAACAACCAUAGAUAAAAUUUUAUUUGAUGACAAAAAAAAUGCUGUGGGCGUCCAAGCUUCCAGAAAUGGUGAAAUUCUCAAUAUUUACGCUCGAGAAGAAGUAAUAGUAUCAGCAGGGGCUUUCAACUCACCCAAACUUUUGAUGCUUUCUGGCAUUGGGCCGGAAGCUCAUCUCAAAAGUAUGGGUAUUAAAUUAGUUGCUGACUUACCUGUUGGUGAAAAUAUGCAGGAUCACCUUGCAGUCAUAUUAGUUCACAAAAUGGAAAAAACAAGUGGAAUUCCCAAACUAGAAAAUCCGUUCAAGUUUCCAAUACCGACUUUCGUUGGAUUAGAUGCUCUGAAUACAGAUCAGGGUUAUCCGGAUUAUCUAACACUAAAUUUAAUAGUUAGGAGCAAUCCAUUAAAUUUAUUGUUACUUUGUGCAACAGUUUUUGGUUUACAUAAUGACGUGUGUGAACAACUAGCCAAAGCUGGCCAAAGAAGAGAAAUUCUGGUUACAAUUUUCAAUGUAGCUCGACCAUUGUCUCGAGGUAAAGUAAUGUUGCGUAGUAAUUACCCUCAAGACCCUCCAAUAAUUUAUACAGGCUUUUUAUCGAACAGCACUGACUUGGAGAAUAAUGCGGCGUUCAUUGAAAAGUUUAUUAAAGUGACGGAAUCCAGUUAUUUCCGGAAUGUUAGUGCUGAGACAUUGUAUUUCGAUUUGCCGAAUUGCAGAGGCUUGCAGCAGAAUACGCGGGAGUAUUGGAAAUGUUAUGUUCUUAAUAUGAUGGAUAUGACUUUUCACUAUAGUAGCACCUGUCGCAUGGGCUCAGUAUUGGAUGCAGAACUAAAGGUAUUAGGAGUGAAUAAGCUAAGAGUGGUGGAUGCUAGCGCAAUGCCGAAUAUGGUUAGUGGAAAUAUUAACGCUGCCGUCAUGGUGCUGGCGGAAAAGGCUGCUGAUUUGAUAAAGAAAGAUUCUGACCAAUAUAGCGUUGGUCCAUGGAUGACGUAG